AUGGAUAGGGUAAGAGCACAAAUCGUCGCCGCCCAGAGUAACGGGCCCGCCACGCUAGAGCUGGCCCCGCCUCACGUCCAUUUAUUCUACCAUUUUAAAGACGGGGCGGGCGACACUAUUAAUAAACCUGAAGAGGCAAAGGAGAAAGUGGGUCUCCUGACGAUAAGCGAUCACCGCCGCCCAUGGGCAUGUAUAAAGUUCCCCGCUAAAUGCUGGACCUCGACCGGGAUAGAACGCGGGCCCGAGAGGCGAGCGCAACCCCGGCCGGGCGCUCCAUUAAAAUAUAUUGUUCUCAGCGCGGCCGCGCGGCGUCGUGCGUCAGAGGCAUCAUCCAGCUUCCGCCGCCGGCCGCGCCGGAAGGCG
This is a messenger RNA of Iphiclides podalirius (scarce swallowtail), 363 nucleotides long. NCBI's taxonomy places the organism in Eukaryota, Metazoa, Arthropoda, Insecta, Lepidoptera, Papilionidae. The record is from the annotation of a GenBank genome assembly.